CCAAUUCACUGUUAUAGAGUACAUAAACGUUUCUCUGUGCACCAAGAAUAAUCUAACCUUGAGCCCUCAUUGAACUAACCAACUGGUACAUGUAGGAAUCAUGAAAGAGUUUGGCGUCCUCUCUAUCUGGCUGCUCAUCUAUCUGUUCCUGCUGCAGAGCUCAUCCUGUGCUGAAGACUUGAGUGUUGUGAAUCCAUGUUGCUCCUACCCGUGUCAGAGCUCAGGAGUGUGUGUGAGAGUUGGGGUGGAUGGCUAUGAAUGUGACUGCACUCGCACCGGCUUCAGCGGAGUCAACUGCACUGUUCCGGACUUCUGGACUGGAGUUGGUCUCUGGCUGAAGCCCAGUCCUACAACAGUUCACUUCUUCCUCACACAUUUCCAGUGGUUCUGGGCCAUCAUCAACAACUCUUUCCUCAGAGACACUAUUAUGAGAUUAGUGCUGACAGUCAGAAGUGACCUUAUUCCAAGCCCUCCAACCUACAAUACAAAGUAUGGAUACCUAAGCUGGGAGUCCUACUACAACAUCUCAUACUAUACCCGGCUCCUCCCUGCUGUACCUGAAGACUGCCCUCUACCAAUGGGAACCAAAGGCAAAGCUACUCUUCCUGAUCCCAAAGUUUUGGCUGAGAAAUUUUUCAGGAGAAGGAAAUUCCGGCCAGACCCUCAAGGAACCAACCUGAUGUUUGCCUUUAUGGCCCAACACUUUACCCACCAGUUUUUUAAGACAAAACAUGAUGUUUCUGGGGGCUUCACCAAGGCAUUAGGACAUGGGGUAGAUGCCAGUAACAUCUACGGUGAUAACCUUGAGCGACAGCUUCAACUCCGCUUUCUUAAAGAUGGAAAGCUAAAAUAUCAGUUAGUUAAAGGGGAGGUGUACCCUCCUACAGUCUCUGAGGUCCCUGUACACAUGGUGUAUCCUGAAGGUUUCCCUCCAGAGCAGCGUCUGGCCAUUGGACAGGAGGUGUUUGGUAUCUUGCCAGGCCUCACCAUGUAUGCCACCAUAUGGCUGAGGGAGCAUAACAGAGUCUGUGACAUCCUGAAGGCAGAGCAUCCCACCUGGGACGAUGAGCAGCUCUUCCAGACCACCAGACUCAUCAUCAUUGGUGAAAUAAUAAACAUCAUAAUCGAAGAGUAUGUGCAGCAGCUGAGUGGCUACCUACUGGAUUUGAAGUUCGAUCCAUCCCUGCUUUUUAGUUCACGGUUCCAGUACAGCAACCGCAUCGCCCUGGAGUUCUGCCAGAUCUACCACUGGCAUCCCCUGAUGCCCGACAGCUUCCUCAUUGAUGGAGAAGAAAUCCCAUACUCCCAGUUCAUUUACAACACCUCCCUUCUCAUGCACUAUGGGGUGGAGAAACUGGUGGAUGCUUUCUCUCGACAGCCUGCUGGACAGAUUGGUGGAGGACAAAACUCUCAUGAAGUUGUGCUCAAAGUUGCUGAAAUGGUCAUCAGAGAGUCUAGAGCAGCACGUGUGCGGCCCUUUAAUGAAUACAGAAAAAGGUUUAACCUGAAGCCAUAUACCUCCUUCUAUGAAUUAACUGGCGACACAGACAUGGCGAGAGGUCUAGAGGAGCUGUACGGUGACAUAGAUGCUGUGGAGCUCUAUAUCGGCGUCCUAAUGGAGAAAACUCGACCCAAUGCCAUAUUUGGUGAGAGUAUGGUCGAGAUGGGUGCUCCCUUCUCUCUGAAAGGUCUGAUGGGGAAUCCAAUCUGCUCCCCUGAGUACUGGAAGCCCAGCACAUUCGGAGGAGAGAUGGGCUUCAACAUCGUCAAAACAUCUACUUUGAAGAAACUGGUGUGCCUCAACACCAAGUGGUGUCCGUACGUGGACUUUCAUGUUCCAAGAAACGAGGAGGAGAAAAAACCAAAAGAACCAACCACCGAACUUUAAUAGUUUGGUGUUUAAACCAGCCUGCAGGUCUACCUCCUGAAAAUACAGCUGACAAACCACAGUUUAGGGAACUGAAGCCGAUUUGCUUGUAGAAAGAAGAUUUUUCAGAACUUAGUUAAAAUACUUUUUUUUACUUAAUUUUCCAUUUUCUGUCUUUUUAUCAGGCUCAUUUUUAUCAUAUCUCAUUACUGUGUAAUUUUGAAUUAUAAUACACAAACAUCUCACAUAAAUGUUGAAAUAACAAGUUUCAGUAAUUUAACAGGCAUUUGUGUUGCAUAUUGGCUAGAAUCUAAUCCCAGAAAUCUAUAAUAGAAACAAUAGAAAUGUUAGAUUUUAAGAAUAAAAGUUGAAAGUGCA
This is a messenger RNA of Cheilinus undulatus (humphead wrasse), 2245 nucleotides long. RefSeq names its product prostaglandin-endoperoxide synthase 1 (gene ptgs1). The record is from RefSeq and is a predicted model, not a curated record. The transcript is spliced from 11 exons. Gene Ontology annotation, molecular function: prostaglandin-endoperoxide synthase activity; oxidoreductase activity, acting on single donors with incorporation of molecular oxygen, incorporation of two atoms of oxygen; peroxidase activity. Gene Ontology annotation, biological process: response to oxidative stress; cyclooxygenase pathway. Gene Ontology annotation, cellular component: cytoplasm; neuron projection. The coding region runs from base 101 to 1888 and encodes 595 amino acids. Lineage: Eukaryota; Metazoa; Chordata; Actinopteri; Labriformes; Labridae.